Messenger RNA from Cydia pomonella (codling moth), 3345 nucleotides. It is a transcript of the gene su(f), whose product is annotated as protein suppressor of forked. Gene Ontology annotation, biological process: mRNA 3'-end processing. Gene Ontology annotation, cellular component: nucleus. Gene Ontology annotation, molecular function: protein binding; mRNA binding. NCBI's taxonomy places the organism in Eukaryota, Metazoa, Arthropoda, Insecta, Lepidoptera, Tortricidae. The transcript is spliced from 19 exons. Bases 149 to 2350 code for a protein of 733 amino acids. The record is from RefSeq and is a predicted model, not a curated record.
CUGGGACGUUUGCGUUGCGCGUGCUAAUUAUUUUAUUGUAGCUAUAAGUGAUAAAAGACGCUCAGAAAUGCACUAAACUAGCUUGGCGUUUCACUUCGGAGACAGUUUAUUAUUUCGAUUGCUGUAAAACUAUAAUUUGUAUUUCAAAAUGGCUAACCCAGCCACCGCUCCAGUGGUAGAAGAGAACCCAGAAAUUGAUUGGGGUAACGAGCGAUUACAACGAGCGCAGCGGGCCGUUGAAGCCAACAUAUAUGAUGUGGAUUCUUGGUCUCUUCUGAUUCGGGAAGCUCAAACACGGCCUAUCAAUGAAGUGCGAUCGGUGUAUGAGAAGCUGAUCACAGCGUUCCCGACGACGGGGCGGUACUGGAAGAUCUAUAUUGAGCAGGAGAUGAAGGCGCGAAACUUUGAAAAAGUGGAAAAGCUAUUCCAACGCUGCUUGAUGAAGAUUCUAAACAUCGAGUUAUGGCGCCUGUACCUCAACUACGUGAAGGAGACGAAAUGCAUGUUGCCGACUUACAAAGAGAAAAUGGCGCAAGCAUACGACUUCGCCCUCGACAAGAUUGGUCUAGAUAUCCACGCGUAUCCUAUCUGGAAUGACUACGUCACGUUUCUCAAAAGCGUGGAGGCCGUCGGGUCGUACGCUGAGAACCAGAAGAUAUCUGCUGUCAGAAAGGUAUAUCAGAGAGCUGUUAUCACCCCCAUAAUCGGCAUAGAGACUUUGUGGAAGGACUAUAUUGCGUUCGAGCAGAGCAUCAACACUAUUAUUGCCGAAAGAAUGGCUAUGGAGCGUUCCCGUGAAUAUAUGAACGCCCGUCGCGUCGCCAAAGAGCUGGAGACAGUCACCCGCGGUCUUAACAGAAACAUGCCGGCCACGCCCCCUACCGUCGAUCGGGAGGAAAUGAAACAGGUGGAACUAUGGAAGAAAUACAUAACCUGGGAGCGUUCCAACCCGCUCCGUUCAGAAGACACAGCUUUAGUCGCUCGCCGAGUCAUGUUCGCCAUAGAGCAGUGUCUCCUGUGUUUGGCACACCAUCCCGAUGUUUGGCACCAGGCGGCACAGUUUCUGGACCAUUCGGCCAAGUUACUCACAGAAAAAGGGGACUCAAACGCAGCCCGUCUAUUCUCCGACGAAGCGGCGGCGGUGUACGAGCGUGCGACCAGCGGCCCUUUAAAAAGGUCCACGUUGUUGCACUUUGCCCACGCUGAUUACGAGGAGAGUCGGCUGCACUAUAACAAGGUGCAUCAAGUAUAUACUCGCUACUUAGACAUGGAAGAUAUCGACCCUACCCUGGCCUAUGUACAGUACAUGAAGUUUGCAAGACGUGCUGAGGGCAUCAAAUCAGCAAGAACUGUCUUUAAACGGGCUAGAGAAGAUCCUAGAUCAGCCUACCACGUGUUCGUAGCGGCAGCUUUAAUGGAGUACUACUGUUCAAAAGACAAGAACAUCGCCUUCAGAAUAUUCGAGCUGGGCUUGAAGAAGUUCUCGCACAUACCGGAGUAUGUGCUGUGCUAUAUCGACUACCUAUCGCAUCUUAACGAGGACAACAACACACGCGUCCUGUUCGAGCGAGUUCUGUCCUCUGGAAGUUUGAAGCCGGAGAGCUCCGUGGAUAUCUGGAACAGAUUUCUGGAGUUCGAGUCCAACAUUGGUGACCUGGUGUCCAUCGUCAAAGUGGAGAAGCGUCGGCAGGCUGUGCUUGAAAAGAUCAAAGAAUUCGAAGGCAAAGAGACUGCUCAGCUGGUAGACAGAUAUAAGUUCUUAGACUUGUACCCUUGCAGCAUCGCAGAGCUCAAGUCUAUUGGAUACACUGAGGUGGCGUCAAUGUCGAACAAAUCUUGGGCCCUCGGCGGGCCCUUAGCGGGCAUAUCGCCUGAACUGGCAGCGGUUAUACUCGGACAGAAAGAUAACGACCCCAACAAGGACAUCGCCCGCCCGGACACCAACCAGAUGAUCCCCUACAAGCCCAAGGCGAACCCUCUGCCCGGCGAACACCCUAUUUCCGGCGGCACCUUCCCCCUGCCCCCUGCCGCAGCCCACCUGUGCACGCUGAUGCCGCCGCCGACUUCCUUCAGGGGACCCUUCGUAGCUGUCGACAGGCUCAUGCAGCUCUUCAACAGGAUAUCCUUGCCUGACAAACCGCCGGCGCCGACGCAGGAGAACGGCUGCGACACCAAGCUGUUCGACCUGGCGCGCUCCGUGCACUGGAUCGUGGACGACGACGGCAUCACCACCGUGGCCAGCAAGUCUCGCAGAAGGAAGGCCGGCGAGGACUCGGAUGACGACGACCUGAGCGUGGCGCCGCCCCUCAACGACAUCUACCGCGCGCGCCAGCAGAAACGAGUCAAAUAGACCCCUAGCUCAACCUAGACCUAUUAUAGUAAGCAAACACUCUCUAUGGACUGACAGCUGAACCUAUACCAUAAAGUAUGGAAGGUAGAGUUAAGGAACAGAAUCUCCAUAUACCAAAAAGUGUACGACAAAAAAACCAAUAGGUGACGCUACAAUAUCUAGAAUACUUGAGAAAUUUUUUUAAUCAUAGAUAGCGCACUUCACUCCGUCAAUAACACCUAGGUUCUUAGCUACUCUGGAGAGAUUUGGAACUAAUCUUUAUAGCUGACAGCUGGACACUUUUGCAACAGUUCUGCCUAAGGAGAUUCUGUUCCUUGCCUCUACCUUCCAUAAAAUAAAGCUUAGAGCAUUCAAUCUACCGGAAACCAUUGACUAUCUAAGCACGGGCCUUACGGGCAAUGAGAAUGGGGCCAGUACAGCGGUGUCAUGCACACGAAUUCGAGCCAAUCGUGCAGUCUCACGCAACUAGUUGCACCCAUCGCGUGCAUGAUGCGAACUCAUCAACCUAUCGCGUUGUGGCGUGAGACUGCACGAUUGGCUCGAAUUCGUGUGCGUGACACCGCUAUACUGGCCCCAUUCUCAUUGCCCGUAAGGCCCGUCCUUAUAUAUGGGAGACGCCUUUGUCUGUAAUUUUCUGUAAAGCCGCCAUCAGAUAUAUCGGAGCAGAAAUAUCUGAACACGCACUAACGCUUUGACAAUAGAGGCGUGUUGAGAUAUUUGUGAGCACCUUGGCCGCUCCGAUAUAUUUGAUGGUGACUGUAAAAAAACAGUCUACCGAUUUUUGUGGGGGAGGGGUACGUCAAAACCUAUCAAAUAUUGAUUAAGUUCAAAAUGUGAAAUAUAUUCUCACUGCCAGUUAAAGGGCUUAUUUUUCUGACUUAAAAUAGUGUCAAUACAUAUAAACGCACCUAUAUUGGUGUAAGACAGACAUUUUAUCAAUUCAUCUGAAAUGAAUUUUUAUAAUUAUUAUGGAAUUAAUAAGACAUUUUCUAAUA